AUGCAGGAUGGUUGUAUUAGAGUCUUGACAGAGGUAAGAUAUAUACCUCAAGUUAAGAGAAAUCUGAUUUCUCUUGGCCUUCUUGAAAGAAAGGGCUGUGUAUUCUCUUCUGCUGGAGGGAAGAUGGUGGUGUCUAAAAACAGCAAGAUAGUGAUGCAGGCAGAGAGAAUAGCUAGCCUAUAUUACCUGCUAGCUGAGGUCCAGGUGUCUGAGGGCUUGGAGUUAUGGCUUAAAAGAUUGGGCCAUCCAGCUGAGAGGAGUAUCAGAGAAUUAGUGAAAUCUGGGGUCAUGAAGGGUCAGCUGGAGGUGGAGCAUCUCAGAUGUGAGGAGUGUAUGCUUGGGAAAUCUAAAAAGCUCACCUAUUCAAAGGGCAAGCACACAUUAGCCAAGCCGUUGGACUAA
Molecule: messenger RNA, 402 nt
Organism: Salvia splendens (bonfire salvia)
Lineage: Eukaryota; Viridiplantae; Streptophyta; Magnoliopsida; Lamiales; Lamiaceae
Exons: 1
Coding region: 1-402 (133 amino acids)
Source: RefSeq, a predicted model, not a curated record